Molecule: messenger RNA, 1143 nt
Organism: Rotaria sordida
Lineage: Eukaryota; Metazoa; Rotifera; Eurotatoria; Philodinida; Philodinidae
Source: the annotation of a GenBank genome assembly
AUGAAUCCACCGACGGAUGAUAAUUCAACAACCGUACAAACACCAUUAUUAGAAGUUACUGAAACAGAUGCAUGUAGAGAAAAAAUUAUAGCAUUUGUUAAUCCAAAAUCUGGUGGUUUACAAGGUCAAGUUGUAUUCGAACAAUUACGAAAACAAAUAGGUGAACAAAAUGUAUAUGAUCUUGUAAAAGAUCAUGGACCACAAAAAGGUUUAAAAGAAAAUCAACAUCAAAAAAAUUUACGAAUUAUUGCAUGUGGUGGUGAUGGAACAGUUGGUUGGGUUCUAUCAGCACUUGAUAUAUCUGAAAUGCAAUAUAUGGAUUUUGUUAGUGUUGGUGUUAUUCCAUUAGGUACUGGUAAUGAUAUGGCUAGAUUUCUUGGUUGGGGUGUUGGUUAUCGUGGUGAAGAUUUAGCAGCAGCUAUACAGUCAUUAGCUCGAUCAGAGACACGUUUACUUGAUCGAUGGCACAUUGAUAUUAAACCUACUGCACAUACUGGAGUUGCUAGUUUAAAAAUUCCUCAACCUGUUUUUAAUAAUUAUCUUAGUUUUGGUGCAGAUGCACAAAUUGCACUUGAUUUUCAUGAAAAACGUAAUGCAAGUCCACGUCGUUAUGCCAAUCGAAUAUUUAAUAAAUUAGCUUAUGGUUGUAUUAGUUGUAAUACAUUUCUUGAUCGUCGAUAUUUAUUUGGAAAUAUAGCAAAUUAUUUUGAAUUACAUGUUGAUGGAAGAAAUAUGCAUGAAGAUUUAUUUCGUUUUCGUCCUGAUGCUAUACUUAUAUUAAAUAUAGCAUCAUAUGCAGCUGGUACAAAUCCAUGGCAAGGUAUUUAUGAUACUCUAUGGUGUGCUCGAUCACAAGCUGAUGAUGAUCGAUUUCGUGAACAAAGUUGUUCCGAUGGUUAUUUAGAAAUAAUUGGUUUUAAACAUUUUGAAUUAGCUAGAAUUCGAUUAGGAAGACGUGGUCAUCGAAUAGCACAAGGAAGUGAAAUAAAAUUAACUAUUCGACGAGAUUUACCAAUGGAAAUAGAUGGUGAACCAUUUUUACUUGGUCCAUGUCAGAUUACAAUAACACGUAAAAAUCAAGCCCGAAUGAUUGUAACUGAACGAAGUCAAGCUGCUCAACAAAUUGAAUCAAAACGUGUUUGA